Molecule: messenger RNA, 1154 nt
Organism: Cuscuta epithymum
Lineage: Eukaryota; Viridiplantae; Streptophyta; Magnoliopsida; Solanales; Convolvulaceae
Source: the annotation of a GenBank genome assembly
AAUUAAUUACGUAAUGUACAAAUUAAAAAUGCAAUCCUUUUACUACUACAAGGAAAAGCUUUCCGACGAUUAUGAUAUGAUGACAGCAGCUAGAAUCGAUCGGGACUAUAUACUACGUAUGUGAUUCUAAUUAUUUGCCGACAUGCCGUAUAUAACUCCAUAUAUAUAUACAGCUAGUCCUUGAAGUUCAUAGCAUAGGAAGCUAAUAUAUAAGCCUUAUCGUCCCGCAAUAUACAUAACAUAAUGGAAUUCAGUGUAGAAGGGUUGGAAUUGAGUACUUUGGAGCACAAGAAUGAACCAUGGUCAUCAACGGAAGGCGAAGAAGACAACAAUGAGGAAGACUUCUUCGCGGUCGCAAUUUACAAAAAAAUACGGGUAUUCGGCGUUGACCACAAAUUCAUGCACCAAACCAGGGAACAGCUCCAAGCAGUUUUCCCUCUGCGCCACUCAUGGCUGCAAACCGAUGAUGAUGGUGGUGGUGGUUCCGUGGGGCACCAAAAGUUGGAAAACUGCCUCAAGAAAAGCGGCUUGCCGGAACGCAUUGCCGCGCAAAUCGUGUCCUUUUACCACCAACAGCGCAGCAACAUGUCGCCUGGCCGCGGGCGAUCUUCCGCCCGCGGGGACGCCAAUAACAUGUCGUCUGGCCGUGGGCGAUCUUCCGCCCGCGACAGCGUAACGGUGCCACUCAUUGUCACUAAAACCCUAGUGAAGAUGUACAUGUGGUCGCUGCCGCGGGAUAUCGCCGUGGACGGGCUCUUGAGGCUCACGUCGGUUCUUUAUAAUUUGAAGGUCGCCAGAGCCUUUGACGGCGCGGAGGAGUGUUCGGUGUGCCUGGAAACGAUGGGGAGAGGAGAAAAAGUGUUUCGCGCGGCGAACUGUUCGCACCACUUUCAUGCACUUUGUCUGCUUCGGUGGCUGGAUACUGAUGCCAAAACCUGCCCAUUGUGCCGUUGCCCUUUUGCCGAAUCGCCUUACAUUAGGGUUUUGACUUAGAGAUAGAACAUCCCCAAAUUAGAACUAAAACAAUGUAUAUUUUCUAAAAUACUCUGGAUGUAGUAGUUACAUUUUUUAAGGCUCAGAAACCUGUAGUUAGAAUUCUAUUUUGUUCUUUCGGAAUGUUUUUAUUUGGACCGUUUUUUUGUCCAAGACCAAAU